AAACGGACAUCGAGAUUUCAGCCUUGAGAAUCGGAGAGAAAAAUGGAAAGAGAUCAGACGCCGCCGCAGCAUCAUCACCCUCCUCCUCACAUCAGCAGCCUCGUCGUCCGUCCAUCCGGUAGCAACGACGGAGAAGGCGACCGCCACGCCGCCGCCGCCGGAGACGACUCUCGUGACCGGCCCUCAUUUGCCGCCCGCUCGGAUCGUCAUAAGAGUGACAAUGGACAUAGGACUCGUGCAAGUUCUAGUUCACCACCACCCCGUCGUCCAUAUGAAGAUCACCACCGACACGGCUCGGAUCUUAAUCAUUCAGGUGCUCCACCUCGUGGUGGCCGAGAUUUCAGCAGUAGAAGAGAAUCAUCUGGGAGAUACAGAGACUAUUCACCACCCCAUUCUAGAGUUGGUGCUCGUCGUUUUGAUGUGCCUGAACCUGCUCAUGGCCGCCCUUUUAAAACCGAUGGCAUGGGCAGAAACAACAAUAACUUAAAAGUGCAACCAAGAGAUGGAGAUUGGUACUGUCUAGAUCCAUUAUGCAGAAACUUAAACUUUGCGAGGCGAGAAGUGUGUUUCAAAUGCAAGAGGCGUCGCUAUGCACCUGCUAAUAGUCCUCCACCGCCUCGUCUUCUUCCUCCUCCUCCUCCUCCCAUGAAUCUUUCCCCAAGAAGAGAGUUUAAUGGCUACAGGUCUCCUCCACGUGGCUACCCUAGAGACUAUCCUCCACCAAGACUUGACCAUCCCACAUGGAGAGACAGAGACAGAGAAGGAGACCGUCUGCGUUACGCAGACCUUGAGUAUCCUCCUAACAGAAGAUUAGCUUCUGACUGGAUCCCGGAACCUCACUAUGAGAGACGACCACCUCUCAGUCCACCUCGUGGUGGCAGAUGGGGACUACAUUCAAGAGAGAGGAGCAGAUCGCCGCCAUUGAGAGACAACCCACCACCGCCAAUCAGAGGCCCUCCACCACCUCUCAGAGAUUACCGCCGUGAUAGUUACCUUGAAAGAGGAGGGAGAGACGAUCAACGUGGUGGCGGCAGAGACAGGAUGAGAAACGGUUACUGAUACAGAAACAGAACAGUGUAAUGUCUUGGGGAAACAUGGUUUUAGACAGUUGAAAAAUUUUCCCUCAAAAAAUCAAACCUACCUUUGUACUACACCUUAGAUUCUUUCGUUCUAAAUUCGAAUGUUUAGCGAAAUUUUGUGCUCUUUCUGCAAAAAAAGGAAAGUUCCGAGGCGGAAAUCGAAAUACGC
Molecule: messenger RNA, 1248 nt
Organism: Eruca vesicaria subsp. sativa (arugula)
Lineage: Eukaryota; Viridiplantae; Streptophyta; Magnoliopsida; Brassicales; Brassicaceae
Source: the annotation of a GenBank genome assembly